Molecule: messenger RNA, 6258 nt
Organism: Doryrhamphus excisus (bluestripe pipefish)
Lineage: Eukaryota; Metazoa; Chordata; Actinopteri; Syngnathiformes; Syngnathidae
Source: RefSeq, a predicted model, not a curated record
CCAUGAGUCACUCAACUUAUACAUAAAGUCUGCAGGCUUGUGCGAGGAAGCGCAUGGGAUAUUCUUUUAGCACCUGGACUUAAUAGCUGGGAGGGUGCAUCAUUUAGGAAGAAACAAUCUGAGGUACAGUUCCGUACAGACCAGUAAGCGCACCAGAGAAACCUUGUCAGCCAAAUCAGCAGGUGGUGGAAGUCCAGUGGCCCUUCACCUCCACCAUGGCCUCGGGAGCCAGGUUUCGGGCCGGAUCAGGGUCCUCCAACAUGUCUUCCGGGUUUGUAAGUCUUGUUGGAGAAGAAACAAGAGAAGGGGGUUUAGGUACUGUGACCGUUUCUACAGUGACCAAAACCUACAGUUCAGAAGGAUCGGGGCAGCCGAGUCGAGGCUUGUCCUCGUCCUUGGCAUAUUCUCCCGUUUUGAAGGAGAGGAAGAUCAUGACAUCUGAUGUUUUUGAUGCUUCAGAGAGCUCAAGUACAGACUCAUCUCCAGAGUAUUCCAGGAAGGAGUAUGGCUCCUCAAAGGCAACUUCAGGCUCUGCCACUAGAGGGAGGUCUCACAGCAGAGAGAGUGAGAUCAGAGCCAGGCUCCAGAGUGCUUCUCCUUCAGCCUGUUGGACCGAGUUGGAUGAUGUGAAGCGUUUGCUCAAAGGAAGUCAGUCUGAAAGCACCACCACCACCGCUGCCAUUCAGUCCUCCAACAACUCGCUGCCCAUCCCCAAGAAGGCCAGCGUGGAAACCAGGACAGUGACUGAGGGCACCAGCACCAUUUUGUCUCCAAACAACUCUUUUCCCAUUCCCAAGAAAACCAGUUUGGAAACGCGGUUCGUGUCUGAGAGCACCAGCGCCAUUCAGUCUCCGAACAACUCUCUGGCCACACCCAAAAAGGCCGGUGUGGAAACCAGGAUUGUGUCUGAGAGCUCCACCACAGGUUCAGGUCUGUCGACAGUUCCAGACUAUUAUGGUGGUGUUUGGCCCAUGGGUGUUAACAGCAGCUAUGGCUACAAUACAAACCCCAGCAACCUGACCACAACAUCUACCAUUUACCAUUCAGGGGGAGGUGGAGGAGGUGGAGGAGGUGGAGGGGGUGGAGGAAGUCGAGGAGGUGGAGGAGGUGGAGUUCAGAACAAUAUUGCCCUGACUUCUUCCCCCGUGCACGGUGGACAAUCGGUCAGCAGCACCGUGCCGGUGUACGGUGUUCAGAAUAACCUAGCCAGCACCAGCCCUGCUGUCCUCUCGACUGCAGGACUCACCACACCAGUCGGUUACGGUGUGCAGAAAAAUGUCUCUGGCUCUAGCCCUGGGAUCACCACAACCACGGUGCGACCCAGCAAUCCUUCCACUGACGAGACCGUGAGCAAAGAUUAUAAGUUCACGCUGAUCGAGAAAGACAACGCGCCGGUCAAGAAGGAAUCCGAGCGGCUGGUCAUGAGCAAAGACACGGGCAAGCAGUUCAUGUCUGUGGCUCCCGCUACUUCUGCAACAUCUGCAGCUGCCUACUCUGACGACUCACUGUUGAGGGAGAAACAGAAGUUCGCAGAAGCCACAGCGAUGCAUGACAAAAGGGAGGGUGCAUUUUCAGCAGCAGGCCUGAAAAUGUCCUCAAAAGACGACGUUGGCUGUGCAGACAUGUGCAAUGACGGCCCAUGCUUCGGUCUGAGCCGCUGCUGCCGCUGCAGCUGGUGGAAGUGGCUGCUGGGCAUCCUGCUUGGGCUGCUCCUGCUCCUUGGCCUCCUCUUUGGACUCAUCGCUUUGAGUGAGGAAGUGAAACGUCUCAGGAAGCGAGUGGAAGCUCUGGAGGCCAUCACUGGCACUGCAUCAGCAAAAUCCAGUCGUCUCAUUGCUGACCCCCUGGAGUCCAGAUACACAGACAGAAGUUAUUCCAGGCUCUCUGAUAAUGGGAUUGGUGUUGGGGCUCCAGUAGGGGGUGUAGAUGUUGGAUCUGGAGAUCUGCAGAAAGCAGUCCAGCAGUUGGUCCGAGCCGAACUUCGCUCUGAUGCGUUUCGAGACUCACUAAAAGGAGCCAAAGGAGACCCAGGAAUGAAAGGGGAUGCUGGCUUUCUUGGGCUUAAAGGUGAUAGUGGAUUACCUGGCGUGCCAGGUCUUCCUGGUCCGGCGGGUCACCCAGGAGCAGAAGGACCCAGUGGUCUGAAGGGAAAUGCAGGCCCACCAGGUCUGGAUGGAUUACCAGGUAUCAGUGGUCGGGAUGGGCAAAAGGGCAACCCUGGAGAAGAUGGACGACCAGGUUUUACACAAAAGGGAGAGAAAGGAUCUCAGGGUGAACCAGGAUCAGUUGGUGCUUCUGGACCUGUGGGGCAGAGAGGCACUCCUGGUCCAAAGGGGGAUCCUGGAAUUCGUGGGCAAAAAGGUGACCGUGGAACUCCAGGCUUGCCAGGAGUAAAAGGAGAGGAGGGUCUAUCUGGACAAGAUGGUGAGCAAGGACAAGAUGGAUUCCCAGGACUUCCGGGACCAAAGGGCUCCAAGGGAACUGCAGGUGAUCCCGGCCUAAUGGGUCCACCUGGGGUGAGAGGACCUCCUGGCAGUCCUGGAAAUGAUGGUCUUCCAGGUAUUGCUGGAAACCCAGGACUGCCUGGUGCUAAAGGUGAAAUGGGUCUGGGUGGUAAAGUCAUUGCUCCACUUGGCUCUGAGACUGUAGCCAUCCCUGGACCGCCAGGACCUGCUGGGUCUCCCGGUCCUCCUGGAGUCCCUGGUUUGCCUGGUGCAAUUGGCCCAAGAGGACACACUGGUCUGAAGGGAGACCAAGGCGACAGAGGUGAAAGAGGAGAAAGAGGAGAAAGAGGAGAAAGAGGAGAGGCGGGUCUCGGCAUCACAAGUUCAAGUUCAGAAACAGUCAGUGCAACACGAACUGGUACACUGUCUUCAGUGGGUGGACUCGUUGGCCGACCGGGACCUCCAGGGCCCCCAGGACCUCCUGGUCCUCAAGGUCCUGCUGGUGAGGCAGGGCAAGGUCUUCCUGGACGGAGAGGGCCACCCGGAGAGCCUGGAGUCCCCGGACCUGCAGGGACAAAAGGAGAACCCGGCGGUUUUGUACCUACAUCAGGAACGUUCUUUGCAGGCCCACCCGGACCUCCUGGUCCACAGGGCCCACAGGGUGAGAGAGGCCCACGGGGUUUCAAAGGUGACGAGGGUCAGCCAGGUCUACCAGGAGUUCCAGGACAAACAGGUGGUUCAGGAUUUUCUGGCGUCUCCCUUGGGACCUCGUCUAUACCAGGACCUCCAGGCCCCCCUGGACCUCCUGGCCCACCUGGAAGAGACGGGGCUGUAUCGACUUCAAGCAACAUGCGCCAGUACAUUGCAGAGUACCUGCAGAGUGGAAGCGUCAAGCAGCAGCUGGUGGGGCCUCCUGGGCCUCCAGGUCCUCCUGGCGUUUCAGGGGCGUCAGGAGAUGAGAUGGUGGAUGAUGUAGCAAACCGAGUCAUUGCUUACAUGCAGAGUCAGGGCCGCGGCUUUGGUGGGGCUUCAGGCUCUGUUGGCCUAAGCGCUCAAGGUGGCACCAUUGCUGUCAGCGACAUCAUCAGUCUCUUACAACGAGAGGAUGUGCGAAGAUACGUGGCUGGUCCCCCGGGUCCACCAGGGCCCCCUGGAGCUCCAGGUCCUGGAAGUUAUAGAUUUAGCAUGCAAGAGGUGGCCGAACGUGCCCUCAGUUUCAUGAAAGACAGGGGGAUGGUGGGUGUCCCUGGACCCCCUGGACCUCCUGGACCUCCUGGGCGGUCCGGAAGUGGGUUUUCAAGUGAGUAUAGUACUGCUGUUGGCACUCAGGGACCUCCUGGUGUGCCAGGUCCUCCGGGACCACCGGGGCCACCAGGAAAUGGAAACUUCAUGAGCUCAGAUGUUCGUCAAUACCUGCAAAGUCUUGCUGUUCGGGGUCCCCCUGGCCCUCCCGGGCCACCAGGACCGGUGGGUCCCCCUGGUUCGGUCCAUGGACUAUCCCACACUGAUGGUGACAACGGCGGGACGAUCAGAUCGGAUAGACGGGAAUAUGUCAGCAGUGACAGGACAAGAGGAGGUAUGUUUGGAAUUCCUGGUCCACCAGGCCCUCCUGGGCGCCCAGGAGAAAAGGGAGAUGCAGGUGUCUCCGGUGGCAGGGCCUGGACCAUGGAUGCUGGAGACUACUCUAGAAUGGCCGUGAGAGUAACCGAUUACAUCAAAUCCAAUGGUCUGCUUCGAGACAUAGCGAGGGAGUCUGGUGGGACUGCCCAAGGCCUGCCGGGACCCCCUGGUCCCCCGGGAGCCCCUGGACGCAGUCAGUGGUUUGGUUCUCAAGACAAUGUUGUGGAUGUGGUUGAAUACAUCAAAGCCCAGGGUCUCCUGCACGACUAUGGGAGAGAUCAACACGACCGUGCUGUGCAAGGACCCAGAGGACCUCCUGGACCUCCAGGACCUCCAGGGUCCACUCAGUGGUUUGGUUCUCAUGCAAACGCAACAGACCUGGUGGAAUACAUUCGAUCCAAUGGUGUGCUGCUGGACAUCAUCAGGGACUACAGCAAUCACAUCCACCAAGGACCUCAAGGUCCUCCUGGUCCUCCUGGUCUUCCUGGCCAAAGUCCAGGGUCCGGUUCUGAUAUAAAUUACACAGAUCUUGUGCAGUACCUCCAGACUCGUGGUCUGCUUCGCGACAGCUCACGGAGCAACUAUGACCGCAAUGUCCAAGGACCACCUGGACCUCCUGGGCCUCCGGGGGCCCCCGGAUAUAGCCGCUUGUUUGGUUCCCAAGCAAACGUCACCGAUUUGGUGGAAUUCAUCAGAACACACGGAGCCAUUGUUGGAGCAACAGGCCAUCCGGGACCAAAAGGAGACAUGGGAUUCCCAGGUCCCAAAGGAGAGAGAGGUGAACCUGGUAUUCCAGGACGACACGGGCCCAAGGGGGAGACAGGUGACUUCUCCACAUUUGCCAGAAGAUCGAAGAGGAAUGUUCUCGUGCCACAAUUCUAAAAAUGAGCGUACACCCAGGUUCCCAUGCAGCACUUUGUGUGUAGUGUUUUUUGCAUUCAUUAUUACAGUAUCUGCUUUGCUGGCAGGGAUUAUGGCGGCUAUCAGUUAUAAAGUCAACAUUCACAGGCUGGUAUUCAGGACAAACAUCACAUUCAGAGUGCAUAUAUUUAUAAAAUGAUAUCUUCAUAGGUUUUUGGUCUUUUUUCUAUAUACUGCUCCAUGUGCAACAGAAUGUAGGUUCAAAGUUAAAAGGAAUACAGAGUUGCAACAAUACCAGGUUGGGGUUUACAUCUAUUGGUCAUUUGUAAAGACUGGCACAGCUUUGGCACUGACAAAACUGUUUAUUUACGGACAAAUCACAUUAUACAUGACACAGGAUGCCUAGCCCCCGCUAGGGGGCAUGAGAUACCGGGUGCCCCGAGUGCCAAUCCAUGUACUGCACAAAAACGACAAUAAUUAUGAAACAACGACAUAGCCAACCCCCAUUGGGGGUCCCCCACACGCACUGUCUGCGUCAAUCAGAGCGAGCCGCGAGGUUUGUUUGUUUCCCGGCCUCAGGGGCCCCAUUUUCUUCUUUGAGCCCCCAAGGCCCCUUGCCCCGCCACUGACUAUAAGCAAGUUUGUGAAAAGGUACACAGCACUCUAUGUCAAAUACCAAGAAAUAUGACAAUACAUCAAGAAAUAAACCAAUCAGGCUCGUGUUUUGGAUGAAAUUCACGAGAUAAAAACAACAGACUAGAUACAUGAUUCAUUUCAGCUGAAUUCAUCAUGAAAGUUUCUGGAAGUGUAAAAAUUGUGCUAAAGUAGGGAUGCUUGUUCAGUGGGCCGCAAAUCAGAUCGCCACUGACCACCGCGACCCUUUCGUGCAGUGCAGUGUCUUGACCGAACUAUCGUCUUUGGCGGUGUCAUCGUCAUCCUCUGGCUUCCUUGUGACCCCCGGUGGGGGGGGGUCACAAUUGAACUCAUUGGACGUGAAUAGCAGCCUUUCUUUAAGCAGUCUCCUUAAAGAAGGCGUCUCACAGUGUGGGAGUGUCAACGUAUGUUUUUGAUUCCUUAUUUCAUACAACCAGGAAACAGGAAUUCAGUAAUUACGUAUUUUUGGGCCAUGAUACCAUAAAAGCUUUACCGGAGCAUCCCUAUUCUAUCCCUAUAAGUAGUAAAAGUUUGCAUGUGACUCCUGCUGGUGAAAUGCUUUAUUUGGAUGCUGAUGAAGAAAAAAAUAUGUACACAUUACACAAUAUGAUUUGACGGGUUCCUAGAGUUAACUGAAUGUUGGGAAAAUGCUUUUCAGGCGAAUAAAUGCUGGUUUGUU